Theobroma umbraticum is the source of this 1371-nucleotide messenger RNA. Its product is annotated as CCT motif family protein. Gene Ontology annotation, molecular function: protein binding. Gene Ontology annotation, cellular component: nucleus. The record is from RefSeq and is a predicted model, not a curated record. Gene Ontology annotation, biological process: regulation of DNA-templated transcription. NCBI's taxonomy places the organism in Eukaryota, Viridiplantae, Streptophyta, Magnoliopsida, Malvales, Malvaceae.
AUUGCCAUGCAAUGCAACAACAGUGCAUAAAGAGGGGAGUAAAACAGGAGGGACAAGAGCGUGCUAGAUAUUUAGUUAAGAUGGGGUACAACAACUCAUUGCUAAGGAGCCCAAAGAAGGAAGAGCAACAGGUUCCAGAUGCCACUGUCAAUGAAUUCAACGACACCAAGGAGAGCUACGGACGUGGAGAGAUUGAUAUCAUGGAUGAACUGGAAGGCAUUUUGGGCAUUGAAAAUGGAGAAAAACUGGCAGGGAGUAAGGUUCAUGGUCAUCUCAGCUGGGAUUUCAUGGACUGGGAAGGCGAAUUUCACAAUGCGGAGGAAGAAGAUGAAGAGGACGAAAGAGACGGGAAACUUUAUUCAGGCAAGUGCUUUGAAGAAGAAAGUGAAUAUGAAAAGGUCGUAAAGAAAGAAAAUCUUGGUUUCUGGGAAGAUGAUGAUGAGAAGAGGGUUUCUUUGAACUUGAAUUUGAAUUAUCAGGACGUCUUGGAUGCCUGGUCUGAUCGUGGGUCGCUAUGGGCUGAUGAUUAUUCGAUUUCAAAGGCGAGCAAUGGCUACUAUAUGGGGGAGGUGCCUGUGAUGGAAGAAGAAAGAGCAAGAAGGGAAGCCAGUGUUCUUAGAUACAAAGAGAAGCGUCAGACUAGAUUGUUCUCCAAGAAGAUAAGGUAUCAAGUCCGCAAACUCAAUGCAGAUAAAAGACCAAGGCUCAAGGGCCGGUUCGUGAAGAGAGUUUCAUAGGAAGAUAACCCAAACCGUGUUUCAAAUAUCUCAGAAAAUAUCUUUUGCCCUGUGGACUUUUUCCAAUGCAUACUGCUUUGUGUUUGUGUCUAAAUGAAAAAUAUCUUUCCCAACUCUCAGCCCGAAAUAUGGAUACAUGGAAAUAUCUUUUCCAUCCCUAACUUUCUAGGCCCUUCCGAAUGAAGCUUUCUGUCGUGGACCUGAUCACCAUUAUGCAGAUAACUGACCCUACAGUUCAUACCCAAGAAUGGUCUAUUUCUGGCAUUUUGUGAUGGACUGCAUCAACUAAACAAUAUUCACAAAGCGUUGGAAAGGUUUUUAUUGUAUAUAAAUCAAAAGGUCAAAUGUCAGUGAAAUUAUUUCAGCAAGGAAAUGCAAUCAAAUUAUUGUGGGGACUAGACCACCGAACCAUGACAGUGGUCCUCUUGCAUGUUCAUGAUUUUAUUUCUCUGCUUUCUUUUUUACUUCAUUGGUUUUUGCCAUGUUUUCUCGGUGGGGCUUUUUUGAGCUUUUCCUCUUUAUGGGGGUGUCUUUUAUGUCUACUGUCAUUUUCUGAUCAGAGGCCCAUCCACCCAAAGUUGUUUUCAGAAGGAGACUGCCAUUUGAUAUUGAGGGUGUUAUGCCUAAAACUGUG